AUGUUGACACAAGAGUCUUUCCUCACCACGAGGGGGGGAUGGAAGCUCGGAGACGGUGAUGAUGAGUAUGUUCCCUACGUUCAGGAUCUCCAGGACAAAUUUCUGGACAAGCAGUAUCUGGACACAUCUCCGUUUGAGAACAUUUCUGCCACUGAGUGUAUUCAUCGCUAUCAGAUGUCCUUCAUAAGGGCUGGCAACCUUGUCGCUGUGGUGGCAAAGAAUCACUCCGAGGGUUCAGACAGAACCGACAACAGCUCGCUCAAAUACUUCAAGAUGGACGUCACAGAGAUGUUUUUCGGCCCGAAAGUUAUUUCUGAUCUCUCGUACUGGUAG
This is a messenger RNA of Alternaria arbusti, 333 nucleotides long. RefSeq lists its product as uncharacterized. Lineage: Eukaryota; Fungi; Ascomycota; Dothideomycetes; Pleosporales; Pleosporaceae. The record is from RefSeq and is a predicted model, not a curated record. The coding region runs from base 1 to 333 and encodes 110 amino acids. The transcript has 2 exons.